CCUCGAACUUUUAACGGCCCGCUGCAAGCCCCAGCCAGCACAAGCAGCGCAGCGCGAGCGACCAGCACCACCACGACUUCUCUUCUCCAAACUACCCAACGUCCCAAUCUCGCAACCGCCACGCCACCUUGGAGAGCCAGACACUCUCCGAACCGCCAAUGCUGGCACGGUAGCCAUUGCGAACGCUCUAGAGAUAGUGAGAGGAUCUCUAGAGGCUGUCUCUGGAACGUAGCCCCCCGCCUGCAGGCCUCGAGCUACACAGCCUUGAACACAUCCUAGGUCUCUUCGCGACUACACAUCUUACAGCCAAACACGCGCGGUGCCGCCUCCACGAGCUUGGACGCCAUGCUUGUUACCAAGAACGCCGCAGAGCUCUGCGUGCUGCUCAUCGGCGAAUUCUAUGGCCAAUUGCCCUCGCGAGUUUUUUCUGCGCUCAUCUUCAAGGGCCGGUCAACCAUAGCUCAGAUUGCGCAGCAAACUGCUCUGCCCCCUCGAUCUGUUCGCCACAGCCUCGCCGUCCUCAUACAGCAAAAUGCCGUCUACCACCAUACCGACGAAGAUUCCAGCAUUACACACUACGAAGCCAACGCCGAUGUCGCCUAUAACCUCGUUCGAAUCGGGAAGAUCCUGGAAACCGUUCAAGACUGCUAUGGCCCGGCCGCGAAAUCCAUCGUCCACGACAUCCUGGUUCUUGGUCAUGUCAAAGUCUCAGACCUCGUUGCGACGUACGAAGAGAAGCAUGGGCAGACCAAUGGAGUCAACGGCCAUGCGCACAAUGGCACUAAUCAUAUGAAUGGCGACGACCCAUUCGAGUCCGAUACUGAGGAGGAGUCGUUGUCAGUCGCAGACCGAGUGUAUAAUCAGGUCGGACGCUUGCUCGCUUACGACAUCCUAGAAGUUGUCGUACCAACCAUGUUUCGAUCGCCCCAGGAUGACAAAACGACCAUAGAGCAGGAAGUUAUGGCAGAGCCAAGAUUCAAGGGCGGGGUUCGCGGUGUGAGGCAGACGCGCGACUUUGACAAUGCGGUUCACGAGAGGAUGACCGAGAUCCACAGGGAACGGGUUGCGCUUGCCCAGAGCUUAAAGACAGCUCUGUACAACGAGGAGCACAUGGCCAAGAGGCGGAAACUCGCCAACGGUGCUUCGGCGGAAAACACAUUUCUCAGCAGUGCUCGAGAGUUGAUCUCGGCUGAUCCUGAUAUUGUGAUCAGAAUCAAUUUCGACAAGUGUCUUGUGAUUCUGCGAAAUCGGAAACUUGUCGCUUAUGCAGAGGACAUCAUCGGAGAGACCACGGCCCAGGUCUAUGCAUGCCUGCUCGCAACACUGUCAAAGCAGAUCAGUUCGUGCCAAGAGGAUCCAACGGCACCAAAAGAUGCGGCUUACGAUCAUCUCAGGGGCGCCGUCGUGACGACAGUCGAGGUGUUUGAUAACCUUGGCGCCGACAUUGAUGUAUCGAGCGGCCUCGGGAAAACAGAACCCGGGAUGGUAGACAUCCGAUAUGCCGAGAAACUUCGAAGACAACCGCCAAAGGAGCGCAAGACAAUGGUUCUGCAAGACGGAGAGGAAUGGCAGGGCUCUGACGAUGACGAAUCCUACGACAACACGGAAGAAGGUCGAGUAGGAAUGAACGGUACGCAGAACGGACACAAAACUCCUGCCGAUGCGAAAGAGCACUUUGACGAUGCCGGGGCAAUCCGCACGUCGCGCAUGCGACAAAUGAGGCAGCAUCUUCUCGUGCUCGCGGAAAGCAAGCAGGGAUUUGUGCGACACUGCGGAAGUCAAGACCGUGGCGAAUGGACCGUCGACUUUCACGAGCUGUUCGCGCACCUCCGGACCAUGGAGCUCGACAUUAUUAUCGAGGAAACCUUUGGCCGCCAGGCGCUUCGCCUGGUGCGGAUUCUUCGCGAAAAGGGCAAAGUUGACGACAAGACCCUGCCUACGCUUGCACUGAUGCGGAAGCCCGACGUCCACACCAAGAUGGUGGAGAUGGAACUUGCCGGUGUGCUCGACGUGCAGGAAGUGCCGCGCGACAACAACCGCGCAGCCAACAGAACCAUUUUCUUUUGGUGGUUCGACAAAGACCGGGCAUUCAAGCGAGCACUGGACAACACAUACAAGUCCAUGGUGCGGUUCCUGCAACGCCUCGAGGUGGAGCGGCAGAAGAAGAAAAACGUGCUCAUGGUGACAGAGCGAAAAGACGUCCACGGAAUGGAGGAGGAAAAGCUGAGAGGCGACAUCUACAACGAAUACCGUGCAUUCCUGGAUAUCGAGGCUAAGCUUCUGAGCCAGCUCGAGAGGCUCGACGACCUCGUCUCCGUCUUCCGCGAUUUCUAGGCGAUUCAACCAAAGCAGAAGUCUAAAGACGAGGACCAUGAACCCAAAUCGAGGGCGACACACAAGGCGAUCAAGAAGACCAGGGCCGUGGCGAAGGCAAGAGCCAAAAGAUGCCGUUGACUUGUUCGUUCUCUGCAUUGCAUGACGGCGUUCCGUAGCUUUUCAUUGACCAGAUUGUGGAGCGUCUGACCCUGAGUUUUGUGGCAUUCUCACAUGGCAUUAAUCUGGCGUUGUCUGUUCAGGCUGGGAUGGUGGUAUAAGCAUGUAGUUUUGGCCAGCUAGUCGAGAAAGACAAAAGGGUCACUCAAUCAGCUCUAUGUACGAAGUACUUGGGUGGGACUAGGUGAAGAACUACCACAAAAUAAACAAAAAGAUACCCAUGAUGCAAGUACACAGGC
Messenger RNA from Microdochium trichocladiopsis, 2732 nucleotides. RefSeq names its product RNA polymerase III subunit RPC82. Lineage: Eukaryota; Fungi; Ascomycota; Sordariomycetes; Xylariales; Microdochiaceae. Gene Ontology annotation, biological process: DNA-templated transcription. Bases 346 to 2334 code for a protein of 662 amino acids. The transcript is spliced from 4 exons. Gene Ontology annotation, molecular function: single-stranded DNA binding. Gene Ontology annotation, cellular component: RNA polymerase III complex. The record is from RefSeq and is a predicted model, not a curated record.